This is a messenger RNA of Vitis riparia (riverbank grape), 2104 nucleotides long. RefSeq lists its product as uncharacterized. NCBI's taxonomy places the organism in Eukaryota, Viridiplantae, Streptophyta, Magnoliopsida, Vitales, Vitaceae. The record is from RefSeq and is a predicted model, not a curated record. The coding region runs from base 210 to 1793 and encodes 527 amino acids. The transcript has 9 exons.
CCCUUUUUCUUCUCUUCGGCACGUCCUCUAAAUGCCCACCCACCCACCAAGAGACUCCAAAGUCAUCUCCUCAUUUACAUCUCCUACUCAACUCUUUUAUCUCCAUUUUGAUGAGGCCCUCUCUCCUCCUUAACUUUCAUUACUACUACCCCUGCUGCCCGGAGGCUCUUUAAAUUCAGAUGCUUGUUCUCUUUUGCCUUGUGUAGAUAAUGAAAUUCGAAGACUUUCUGAUGCAGCCCAGGGAUGAUCAGCAGAGAAGACAGGAGCUGGAGGAGGAGGUUGUGAAACUGCAAGGUGAAUUGGAUGAGCAGCAAAGGCUCAACAGGGUUUUGCAGUGUGCGCUGCACGGCCCUGUUGUGUGUCGUUCGUGCCUUUGCUCGUUGCUUCCUGUUGAGGUUCAGGUGCUGCUUGCAGAACUGGCAAUGGUGGAGGAAGAGAUCGUUUGGCUAGAGGGAAAAGUACAGGAGCUGAAACUGUGCCUGUACCAAGAGAAGGAACAGAACAGAGAAAGGGAAGCACAGCAGCAGCAAUGGAGGAGGUCGCAACAGAAGCAGUUGAUGUGCAAACCUGAGUAUGGAUCCGAGCUCAGAAGUUUAAGACAGCUUCACGGGUCAAACAGUGAAGAAUUCAGAAAAUACAAAUUGAUAAGAGAAAGAAAAGCGUCUCUUGGUCGUGCCUCAGAAACUCAAAGCAUGUCUUCCACAAGAUCCAAUGAAGAAACACCUGACAAAUGGAGACACACAGGAAGAAGCCGAGACUGGAGCCAGACAGACAAAGAAAGUGUCCCUGAGAGCCCAAAUGAAAUCUCAGAAGAACUGGUCAAGUGCUUAACAAGCAUGUUUCUCAAAAUGAACCAGGCAUCACUAGACACAGAGGGAUCAGCCACUGUUCCAAGGCUUACUCUCCCCUGCAUGACCUCCAAAGCUUUUAUCUCAAAAGCAUCAUUCAACAGCAAAGUACCAACAUUUUCCUAUGAGGUCACGGCGUCAAAUCUUGACCCUUAUGGCAUACUGCAGGAUUUAGAUGGCAGUCUCAGGGAAGUUGGUCCCUACAAGAACUUCGUCCAGAUCACAAGAAGCUCAUUAGACACUAGUCGAAUCUCUGAAUGUUUUCAAGAAAUCGGAAAAUUGAGGGUGUUGAUGCAUGAACUUUGUACUUUGGACUUAACUUUCUUGACCUACAAACAGAAGCUAGCAUUCUGGAUCAACAUUUACAAUGCCAGCAUAAUGCAUGCGUUUCUACAACAUGGGUUGCCUUCCACGCAGGAGAAGUUGCUGGGAUUAUUAAACAAGGCUGUGCUGAAUGUGGGUGGCAUUGUACUGAAUGCUCUGGCUAUAGAGCAUUUUAUUCUCCGGCACCCAUGUGAAUCAAAACAUGGGCCUAUGGAUGAGAAAGAAAUACUACUACGGCAUGCCUAUGGUCUGGGAUAUCCAGAACCUAAUGUAACAUUUGCUCUAUGCCGAGGCAGUUGGUCUUCACCAGCAUUAAGGAUCUAUACUCCAGAUGAUGUUGUGAAUGAGUUGGGGAGAGCAAAGUUGGAGUAUCUGGAAGCAUCAGUGGGAUUUACAAACAAGAAAAAGGUUAUGGUGCCCAAGCUUCUGCAGUGGCACAUGAGAGAUUUUGCAGAUGACAUGGAGUCUUUACUAGAAUGGAUUUAUAGCCAAUUGCCAUGUUCAGGGUCACUGAAAAGAUUGAUGAUGGAGUGCCUGAAUGGAGAAACAAAAUCGCCUACAACAAAAAUGGUAGAAAUUCAGCCUUAUGAACCUGAGUUCCGAUACUUGCUGCCCUUGUAAGCCAACUGACGAAACAAAGACCACACUUUCAGAGCAGCUAAUAGCGGAUGCAAGUGAUGAUAAAGCUUUACAAAUCCAAAAAUCCAAGAUUUGAGCAAGGACAGAAACAGUCACACCAUGUUUCCACAAAGCACGUUAAUACUUUUCCAGGAACCCGAGUGUCAAUAAGCUCAAUAUGUAUUCUAAUUGUUUGAUCUGUUACGUAUCAAGAUCCUUUAGCGUAUUCUAAAUUUGAUGAUUUUAGCACAUUCUAAAUAUAAAGACUAAUACUGUGUGUUACAAUGAUGGGUCUAACACUACCCUUUUGAAGA